UGUUGUUCUUAGUUCAUUCUAAGUCAAUUUUAGAACAAGAAGAAUUCUGAAUAAAAUGGAUAGAUUGCCGAAUAUAAUUGAAUUAGAUGACUCUGAUCCAGAAUCACCAGACCAACCUUCAACUUCUCAUGAUAGAGAAGAUCCCACAACAUCUCAAAAUGCUUCUCAAGCACUAAGUUUACCUGGCACAAGUCGAGCUUUAGACCAAAAUCUUGCUCGAGGUCUUGAUUAUCUGAUGGAAAAAUCCCGAAAACAUGGAGCUGUGAUAGCUAACACCGUGGUUUUUAAUCAAAACCAAGGGGAUAAAAUAAAAACAGACUUCUACUUUUCUAAAAGUUCUGACAUCUCAGUCCAAAAGGGCGAUAAAAAGAAAAGACCUGAUGAUUCCUCAUCUGAGGAAGAUACUCCUUCUACAAGUUCAAAAGGAAACAACCCAAUCCCAGGUUCAAUUCGUUUGACUGAUUCACUCUACAUGCUUCAUUACGAGUCCAUUUCCAAGCUUGGAAAUGUUUAUAAGGGUGUGAAGAUUUAUGGAAAGUCCGGUCAAUGUGAUAUUGCCGUGAAAUCCUUGAAGUACAGCGAGGAUAAUGAGAGGGAAGCAAGAAUUCUGGUCAAAAUCAGCCAUCACCAGAACAUUGCUAACAUUAUAGAUUCUGGCAUUUAUCACCUUGGCCCAGUCAAGCAUAUUUUCAUUGCCAUGGAACUAUGUGGCCCCGACAAUUUGACUAACUUCAUAAAAGGUUCAAAACGAACCAAAAGAAUCAAGCAGAUACUCAUCCAACAACUUGUAAAUGGCAUUGCCCACAUCCAUAGCAAUAAUGUAAUACAUCGUGAUUUGAAACCUGAUAAUAUCUUGGUAUCAGAUGAUGGAAUGCAAUUAAAAGUGAUAGAUUUUGGUUUAAGCAAAGAAAUGAAACCUGGUCAUUCUGUCACCAAAGCCAGCGCUUUGGGCAUUGGUACAGAUGGAUGGAGAGCCCCAGAGACAUACAAUGCCAAUGUCAUAUCCAAACAAGCCGACGUAUUCUCACUGGCCCUUGUGAUACAUUUCAUUGAGACUGAUGGGAGUCACCCAUUUGGUGAUAACCCUGUUGGAUGGAGUUACCUUAUAAUGCAAAAUCAAGGUUGUGACUUGAGCAAACUUGGAAGUGAGAUAAGGGAUUUAGUCGGCUGGAUGCUUCGUCGAGUUCCGAAAGAGCGACCUACUUUGGAUCAAAUCCAACAGCAUAAAUACUUUGGUGGGGAACUGGCUUGCCCAUUUCCUAACCUAUGCUUCAAGCAACCUCAGACAGUGGAAGAACUGAAACGACAGAAAGAUGAAGCAGAGAAAGAAAAGCAAGAAUCUGAAAGAAGCAGACUACAAUUAGUGAUGAUGAUGCGUCAACAGUCACAAGAAUCUCAACAGAUGAAAAAAAAAUAUGAGAAAGCUGAGAAAGAGAAAAAAGAAUUGAGACAAAAGAUAAAAGAAUCUCAGUCUUCAAGUCAAGCUACUUCAUCUGGUCUAGGAAUCAUCAACCAACAACCACCCGGUGUAAGAAUGUCAGUGGAAAGGUUGGAUGAAAAACUGCCAGGAUUUAUGUGGGGGUGCACUUAUGUCAUCACCUACUCAUUCCGUGCUGGAAGUCUGAAUGGUGUUUCAUAUGAGGCAAAGAAAUUCACUGAAUAUUUGCCCGACAUUGGAAUCAUAUACUUUCUAGAGGAAGCACUCAAUGCGGGAUUGCUCUUCAAGAUUCAGAUAAUCAGAAGCAACAGAGGAGAGAUAAUAUGGAAUGAUGAAAUUCCUCAUAAGACUAACAAACAUGGAGGUCCAGAUAACAAUGGAUAUCCUGAUGGUGACCAUAUCGAUAAACUGUAUGAAGCAUUGAUGACGAAAUUAAAGGCAUACUAUCAAUAG
Styela clava is the source of this 1891-nucleotide messenger RNA. The record is from RefSeq and is a predicted model, not a curated record. NCBI's taxonomy places the organism in Eukaryota, Metazoa, Chordata, Ascidiacea, Stolidobranchia, Styelidae.